Molecule: messenger RNA, 772 nt
Organism: Serinus canaria (Common canary)
Lineage: Eukaryota; Metazoa; Chordata; Aves; Passeriformes; Fringillidae
Product: serine protease 55
Exons: 4
Coding region: 1-624 (207 amino acids)
Biological process (GO): proteolysis
Molecular function (GO): serine-type endopeptidase activity
Source: RefSeq, a predicted model, not a curated record
AUGCUGCUCCUCACCCUCUCCUGUUUAGCCUCCCUGACCAGCGGUGUCCAGGCAGGCUGUGGCCUCCGACCAUCCUACGAGUCCUUCCAGAACACUGGCAAGAGGAUUGGGACAGGGACAGACGUCACACCCGGGGAAUUCCCGUGGCACGUGAGCAUCCAGAGCCACGGGAAGCACAUCUGUGGAGGCACCAUCAUCAGUGCACUGUGGAUUUUAACUGCAGCCCACUGCUUUGCAGAUGAGCUGCCACCAGAUCUGACGGUGGUGGUGGGGGGAGUUAACCUCAGCCUCCCUCUGGAAGAGUGCCACCCAGACAGCCUCAUCCUGCACGAGGAGUUCAACAGGACCAGCCUGCAAAAUGACAUUGCCCUGAUCCUGCUCAGCACUCCCAUCGAGUUCAGCACAGAGAAGAUUCCCGUCUGCCUGCCCUUCGUGUGUGACAGGGACACGUGGCAGCACUGCUGGGCUGCUGGCUGGGAGAACACGAGUGCAGGUGGACAGCGGGGGACCUCUGGUCUGCAGCUACUGGGACACCAUGAAGUGGUUCCAGGUCGGCAUCAUCAGUGGAGGAAAACCAAAGCACAGGAUUUUAACCCCUGUUUGCAGCUACCAGGACUGGAUUGAGAAGGAAACAGCCAUAAGGGGAAAACCUUUCUUCACUGAGGGUGUGGACAGUGGAACACAUCUCAGGGUUGCUCGUUCCAGGGCUGGAAGACAGGUGGUGUUUCGGGGGUGUUGUCUCCUUUUAUUCAUCUUUUUAAUAGCAAUUAAA